CACGGAUCAGCGAUUUUGCCAUCAGAGAUUGUGGCUGAAACAAAAGAAAGAAGUUUAUUUGCAAGUUGGUGCCCACAAGAGCAUGUGCUGAACCAUCCAUCAGUUGGAGGAUUUUUAACACACAGCGGUUGGAGUUCAACCAUUGAGAGCCUGACUGCAGGAGUGGCUAUGCUCUGUUGGCCAUUCUUUGGCGACCAGCAAAUGGACUGCCGCUAUACUUGCAAUGAAUGGGGCAUUGGCAUGGAAAUCAAUAAUGACGUGAAGAGGGAUGAAGUAGAGAAGCUUGUUAGAGAGUUAAUGGAGGGGAAGAAGGCUAAGAAGAUGAAAAAUAAGGUCAUGGAGUUGAAGAAACUUGCAGAAGAAUCUACUAGUCCUCACGGUUCUUCAUCCAAGAACUUCGACAAUUUAGUAAAUCGUGUGCUAUUAAGGAAAAGCUAGAGGUCAGCUUUAACAAUAUUGUUAAGCUUUUGAUGUUUUUUCAUUGUUGGCCAUAGCCUCAAACGAUAAUUAUCUGGCUAGCAAGAUGUGAGGAAGCAUGUACUGCAUUCCUAAAUGUUUUUUGGUUCAAUAACUAGAAAUCUGUUUAGCCUGCGACCACCAUCUUAAAUUCUGUCAAAUAAUAUCAUGUACUAGUAAGUGGCUGUAACUCAGUUUGUUAAAAGCAUUCGUCUUUGCAUUUGAAAUUUUAUGUAUGAAUCCCCCUUCCCGUCG
Messenger RNA from Pyrus x bretschneideri (Chinese white pear), 711 nucleotides. RefSeq names its product 7-deoxyloganetin glucosyltransferase-like. Gene Ontology annotation, molecular function: UDP-glycosyltransferase activity. The transcript has a single exon. The annotation marks the transcript as partial. The record is from RefSeq and is a predicted model, not a curated record. NCBI's taxonomy places the organism in Eukaryota, Viridiplantae, Streptophyta, Magnoliopsida, Rosales, Rosaceae.